AUGUUGGUCGGACUAGAAACGCACGUGCCCGAGCACCGUCCGCUGCUGCCGCUGCAUGCAAAGGGAGAGCGCCAACCGCAUGCGCUGCUUGGUAUCUCGUGCGUGGCGCUCUCGGCCGUGUGCUUCAGCCUCAUGUCAACUCUGGUCAAGUACAACACGUACACGAUGACGUCCAUGGAGGCGAUUUUCUGGCGAUCGAUUGUCGCCAUGGCUCUGAAUUACGUGUGCAUCUGGUACACUGGCAAGACGCUGUACGUUGCUGAACGAGACCGCGCCAUGCUCUUUUACCGCUGCUUGGCUGGAUUUUCGUCCAUCUCGUUCGCGUUCUACGCCUUGUCGCAAAUGGUGCUCGCGGACAGCAGUGUCAUUGUGUUCACGUCUCCUGUGUUCACCUUUUUUCUCGGAGCGUGUUUGCUGCACGAACGUAUUGACGCUCCUAGCUUUGCGUGUGCACUGCUGUCGUUUGGAGGUCUGCUAUGUGUGAUUCGACCGGGCUUUAUCUUUGGAUACGACCAUGCUACUGCUCGAACCGAUGGAUCGUGGAUUGCCGUCGGAUCGGCUUUGCUUGGUGCCAUCGGUCAGGCGUUCGUCUUUAUUACCGUGCGAAAGCUAAAGGGCAUACACUUUAUGGUCAUCGUGAACUACUUUAUGCUAUUCAGCAUGGUGGGAUCGCUUGCGUACAUACUGUUGGUGCAACGGGCACUCGUAGUGCCAUCGACUCUCAAUACCUGGUUGGCUGUCAUCGGUAGCGGUGUUCUCACGUUCGUUGGUCAGUUACUUCUGACGAAGGGCUUCCAGCUUGAGAAGGCAGGCAUUGCCUCGGUGAUGCGUUACUUAGACGUGGUCUGUAUUUUUCUCUGGGACUACUUGUUGCUUAACGAGAAGAUCAACUACUGGAGCAUCGUAGGUGCCGCUAUCAUCUGUGCAUGUGCUGCCGUGAUUGCACUGCGCAAGGUUCACUCGAGCUAG
Molecule: messenger RNA, 969 nt
Organism: Hyaloperonospora brassicae
Lineage: Eukaryota; Oomycota; Peronosporomycetes; Peronosporales; Peronosporaceae
Source: the annotation of a GenBank genome assembly